UUCUUGACGCGCAAGCGCCGCCGGGUGGACUGUUAUUGUCACGUCGCGCGCAGUCAGUGGAACAAUUGUUGUGUGGGGGUAAAACGUCCAGCCGACAUGGGGAAGGUGGAAGGAGGCAUGAAGUGCGUGAAAUACAUUUUGUUCGUGUUCAACUUCCUGUUCUGGUUAAUGGGAUCGUUUGUUCUGGCAGUGGGACUAUGGCUGCGUUUUGACCCUGAAACCGUUUCUCUCCUUAAUGCUGAUAAGGCUCCUGACACCUUCUUUCUUGGUGUGUAUAUUCUGAUAGGUGCUGGCAGUCUUAUAAUGCUGGUCGGUUUCUUUGGCUGUUGUGGAGCUGUUAGGGAAUCUCAAUGUCUUUUGGGUUCAUUUUUUGCUUGUCUGCUGAUUAUUUUUGGAUCAGAAGUGGCUGCAGGAGUGUUUGCAUUCCUAAACAAAGAUAAGAUAAUUGAAAAUGUGCAGAAGUUCUACACAGAGGCCUACAAUGAGAACAAUAAUGGCACUUUGAUCAUCACUUACCAAAAAGUGCUGAAAUGUUGUGGAACCAAAGCCAGCCCAUGUCCCAUUUCGGAGUUUGAAAACAAGGACUGUGAGUCAGGAAUAGAAGACUUCUUCAACAAUAAACUCUACAUCAUUGGCUAUGUAGGCAUCUGCGUCGCUGGAGUCAUGAUCAUUGGGAUGAUUUUCAGCAUGGUUCUCUGCUGUGCCAUUCGUAAUAGCAGGGAAGUCAUUUAAGACCCCCGGCUCUAUCCAGCACCUAAAGGCUCCUCAGCGCUUCGGAUAAAAUGACCAUUCCAUAAACUUCUGCCCUUCCAUUUUUUUUGGCCUCUUCUUGUUUUCU
Molecule: messenger RNA, 838 nt
Organism: Nematolebias whitei (Rio pearlfish)
Lineage: Eukaryota; Metazoa; Chordata; Actinopteri; Cyprinodontiformes; Rivulidae
Product: tetraspanin-2-like
Exons: 8
Coding region: 97-732 (211 amino acids)
Cellular component (GO): membrane
Source: RefSeq, a predicted model, not a curated record